AUGGAAAGGCAGGAAAGCUCCUCUGCCGUGGGCAAGCGACCCGAUGAUUCAUCGGCUUCCUCUGGAGGCGGAGAACCUACCUAUCCCUCCCUCUCCUCUUCCAACGCACCUGCCUUCACGAGCCUCCAGGGACCUUCAUGCCCGCCUGCGAAGUCCGUUGCCGCCUACGAGACCGUUUUCCGCCUCCUCUGCCCCUCAGACAAAACCGGGAGCGUGAUCGGCAAGGGCGGUGCUGUUGUGCGCCAGAUCCGAGAGGAGACCGGUGUACGGGUCCUCAUUGAAGAUCCCGUCGCUGGUUCCGAUGAGCGCAUCGUCCGCGUCGUGGCGGCUGCGAUUCUACGCCGGAGGAGGCAAGGGGGUUUCGUAGAUAGUGAACAGGAGACCUCGCCGGCCCAGCUGGCGCUUGUUAGGGUUUUUGAACGGAUAGUGAUGGGGGAGGAAGGGGAAGGCGGGGACAGGGAGGUCCAAGGAACGGCUUCCUGUAGGCUGCUGGCACCAAGCAGUCACGUGGGAUGUGUCCUUGGUAAAGGUGGGAGGAUCGUCGAGAAAAUCCGCCUGGAGAGCGGGGCGAAGAUUAGGGUUUUUACCAAGGAAUCGGUACCGCCUUGCGCCGUUGCCGGGGAUGAAUUGAUUCAGGAUAUUCUGGAUAGAGUGCCCAAGUUUAAGAAGCUUAACUUGUUGAGAUUAGAAGAUCGCUCUGAUAAGCUCAAGAAGGCUAGAGCCUCAGAUGCCAAGAAGGGUGAAACCUAUUCUGCAUCCUCUCAUUGGCCAAAAAAAGGGGAAGCGCACGAGGAAGCCAAGGGAGCUGAGGAGGAGGCAACUCCUACACCUGUUCCUGCACCUGAGCAGCAAUAUACUAAGGAUGUUGGUCGUUCUGACUCUUACGUGGCUCACCAGCACCACCAGCACGACCAG
Molecule: messenger RNA, 915 nt
Organism: Dendrobium catenatum
Lineage: Eukaryota; Viridiplantae; Streptophyta; Magnoliopsida; Asparagales; Orchidaceae
Product: KH domain-containing protein HEN4-like
Exons: 4
Biological process (GO): regulation of gene expression
Cellular component (GO): cytoplasm; nucleus
Molecular function (GO): mRNA binding
Source: RefSeq, a predicted model, not a curated record